Molecule: messenger RNA, 8724 nt
Organism: Lutzomyia longipalpis
Lineage: Eukaryota; Metazoa; Arthropoda; Insecta; Diptera; Psychodidae
Gene: AdamTS-A
Product: A disintegrin and metalloproteinase with thrombospondin motifs 20
Exons: 25
Coding region: 1388-6592 (1734 amino acids)
Biological process (GO): proteolysis; extracellular matrix organization
Cellular component (GO): extracellular matrix
Molecular function (GO): zinc ion binding; metalloendopeptidase activity
Source: RefSeq, a predicted model, not a curated record
AGUUUCGCGCGAGCUUUUCUUGCGUGAGGUGGCUAUUUGGAUGUAAGAGGGAUUUUUCUCAAGUUUUGUGCCCCAUCUCUUCUCCACCACGAUCGUGGCUAAUUUUGUCUCUGCAUCGCGAAUUUUUUAUUCUUUGGGUAAAUUCGCACAUUUUCGAGAGAGAGAGAGUGUGGCUUCAAUCGCGCACAACUUGAUCGGACGCGCUAGUCUUGGAGUUGGUGCUUUUUGUAGAAUUUUUCAGCUACAUAUAGUAGAUGAAUGGGAGAGUAUGAUUUUUUUUUCGGGAGGCGGCGAAACGUAUCGGUGAGGAAGAAAAACUGACGAGUCUGCCUUCGCGACUGAACUGUGAGCACAUUUGGAAUAUUCUUUCAGUUGCGAGUCAGCCGUUGUAUCAGGUCGGUGGUUUCGUGCGCGGGAACCAAGAGGCAGUUUUCGUGGCACAUUAAAAAUCCGGGAUAACCGUUUUUCUCCUCAAUCCUGUGGCAAUCAGGCUUUUUCUUUCUUUCUGGAAAAUCUCCCAUAAGGAGGAUUCAUUUAAGUUUGAUUUAUUUCGUUCUUUCGAGGAAUUUUCUUUAGUGGCAUUGAAGGAGUUUCUUUUUCUGGUGUAGUUCAAGAAAGUAUCUCCUCAAUUUUCUGCUCAUCGAGCAGAAUUGGUGGAAAAGUUUGCGCGAGUAUUCCUCGAUUUUUUUUUGUAUUUAAAAAAAGAGUUUUAGCUCAAGAAACGGUGUGCGAAAUAUGCUUAGUACGUUUAUUUGUUGAGUCAAUACAUACGAAAAAUUGAUUGUUUUAUCGAGACGAUUUGUGGCACAAAUGAAGAGGCAAGUACUCUGUCUUAUCAGCGCACAAGGAGAAUAUUCGCGAGAAUUAUAAUAUAAUUUUUUGAAAGUUUCGGUGGAAAAAAAAGUGGUGAAUUUUCGUUGAUUUCUUCGGAAAAGCGUCCUCCGUUGAGAUUGCACAAGUUGUGUUCAUUUGCAUAAUUAUUUUCUUGUUGUAAUAUAAAACGAAAGAGACAUUUGUGCUGUUUGAGACCGAAAAAAUGCAUUGUAGUGCCUUUUUGAAAUUGAAUUGUCAGUAAAAAAGUAUGAUGCAGACGGUUAAUGCUUCAGAUCAGUCAGUGUACUGUCGCAAAAUCUCAUGGUGUAGUAUUCGUUGUGUGGUACAAAAAGUGCGGAUUAUCAUUUGAUUGCACUGCAAGCGCCAGGACAAGCAUCAACAACUGAUAAGAUUACUCAAGUGGUCAAGAUAGUGUUGGUCAGCAAUUAAACGUGUUCUCAGACACAGCCUAUCACCCCACACGGCUGCGGCGAUCUCCUCACUGCCUCCACUAAAUUCUUUUCACAAUUGACGAGACACACUUGAAGGGCCGCACGAGUAUUGUGAUCUCAAGAUGACAACGCGCUGGAGACAGAAAGUCACAUUUGCAGCAGCCGUGGUACUUCUCAUUGUAGCACUGGGCUUGGGGAUUUUCGUAUGGACAGCCGUCUCGAAUGGGAUCUUCACGCCACGCACCGCCAGCAUUAGGCAUAGGAUAAAUAUCAGUGACAAUCAGGAGUCUUCCAAUGGGAAUAGGAGCUCUCUCAAUGUGAUUAGAGAUUCCUCUAAUCACCACCAUUUACAAUCAUCAUCAUCAUCAUCCACGGCAUCGCCAUUAAAAGAAUUGGAUUCCACGGAGAAGCCACCUGACAUCGACCAAUCGCACUUUGACUACGAAAAUAUUCCAAUGAGCAAUUUGGAGUAUGUGAAACCGUCGAAAAUUCACACUCAACCCCUCCAUGCAGAUGAUCUGCUGUACGAGUCCAAGAAUCAAGAGACUGCAACGAGUAACAUAGAAAAUCAUCGAAUAACCGGACACUUUCGUAAUAAAUCGAGUCGAAUAUGGGACCCACAUCCACAAUAUGAGAUUGAUGCCUUUGGUCUUCAUAUGCAUUUAAUCCUGUACCAGGCUGCCAACUUCAUUCACAAUGACCUAAAGGUGACGCACAUCUGGCCCAAUGAGACAUUACGGCGGAAGGUGGAUCACAAGGAUUACGAGAGGAUACAGGGAUGCUUCUACCGGGGGCACAUCCGUGGUGAUGAGAAGUCCUUUGUGUCGGUGAACCUCUGCGACGGAAUGAGAGGACACAUCCGAACAUCAUCCGGCUCAUUCUUCAUACAACCCGUGGAAAAGUAUACCAGCGAAAAUGAAAAUAUUCUUCAUGUUGUCUACAGAUUGCCCAUUAACAUGCGACCACAUGAUGAACUGGAAUCAAUUGAGGAAAAUUCAAGCAAUUCUGCAUUUGAAAAUAUUGCUGACACACCCAGCGGCGAUGAGGAUUUAGUAUCUUCGAGAGAAUCGGGGGCGCACGUAAGAAGGAAGCGAAGUCAUCAAAGCGUAAUGCCCCACAAUGAGUACACGAUGGAGGUUCUUGUGGCGGUGGACAAGAAGAUGCAGGAAUACCAUGGGGAUGCAAUUCAGGAAUACGUUCUGACACUCAUGUCCAUUGUGUCGAGCAUCUUCUCGGAUGCCAGCAUUGGAAAUUCCCUGAAUGUCGCCGUGGUACACAUUCUCCUGCUAAAGCAUGAUCUCGUAUUGAACUCCAAUCACAUAGGUGUCUCGGCGUCCAGCAUGUUGGCGGAAUUUUGCAAAUUGAAACAGCGCUAUCACAACUUUCAGCACGAUACCGCCCUCCUCUUGACUCGCGAACAGAUUUGCCGGAACGCCAAUGAGACCAAAUGCGACACUCUCGGCUUGGCGGAACUUGGGACCAUGUGCCGAACGACAUCUUGCUCUCUGGUGCAGGACAAUGGAUUGUCAGCGGCAUUCACAAUAGCCCAUGAAUUGGGUCAUGUAUUAAGUAUGCCACACGACGAUGAUCCCAAGUGUGGCAAAUUCCAUGGACCAAAGAAGCAUAAGGAUUUCAUUAUGUCACGUAUGUUGGAUCACAAUACUCACCCGUGGGCCUGGUCUGACUGCUCACGGCACUUUAUCACGGAAUAUCUCGAAAACAACCACGGAUAUUGCAUGAAGAACAAACCGGAGCGAGAUAUGAUUGAGCCUACCAGCGGCAUGGCUAGGCUGGCUGGGGAGAAAUUUACACAAGAUCAGCAAUGCGCCUUGGUAUUUGGGCCAGGCACAAAGAUUUGCUCCUACAUGCCCGUCUGCAGCUCCCUGUGGUGCACGGCGAGUGAUACGGAUGAGCAGGGUUGUCGCACGCAGGCCAUGCCAUGGGCGGAUGGCACGUCGUGUGGUCCAGAUAAGUGGUGUCAGAAGGCUCACUGUGUUCAUCGCAACAGGAGUGCCCUGAAGCCGGUGGAUGGUGGCUGGGGACCAUGGAGCUCGUACAGCGAAUGCAGCCGUUCCUGUGGUGGUGGUGCGCAGUUCAUUACACGCGAAUGCAAUUCGCCUGAGCCAACAAAUGGUGGAAAGUACUGCGUGGGUGCGAGGAUUGAGUACAAAUCGUGCAACACCCACAACUGUCCACCGGGAUCACUGGAUGCCAGGGAGGAGCAGUGUCGGGAGCUGGAUAACAACAAUUUUGACAUUGUUGGUAUUCACAAGAAUGUGAAAUGGGUACCAAAAUACGGAGUCUCACCUGCUGACGAGUGCAAAUUGUAUUGUAGAGUUCAUAAGACCAAUCAUUAUUUUCUUCUUAAAGAUAAGGUGAAAGAUGGAACCCCAUGUUCAUCGCAGAGCUUCAACAAGUGCAUCAAUGGAAUAUGUCGCCCCGCUGGAUGCGAUAAUGUUCUCAACUCAAAAGCAGUCUUGGAUAAAUGUGGGAUUUGCAAAGGGAAGAACGACACAUGCGAAGAUGUCUUUGGAUCACUGAGUCAUCAGCACUUCUCCGAAAAUAUCAGCAAUCGAUCGACGUUCUACUAUCGAGUCACAACGAUCCCCAAAGGAUCGACGAAUAUCGAGAUAACACAGCCUGGAUAUGGGGAUGAUCACAACUACAUUGCCCUGAUGGACGAUCAGGGAAAUUAUUUGCUAAAUGGAGAAAAUCUCAUAACACAAUACCCCAAGACAUUUGCCUACGCUGGCGUUACAUUGGACUACAAUGGAGCAUAUUCAGCCACAGAGCGCGUAAAUUCAACAUACGCGCGUCACUUGGAGCGUGAUCUCAUUGUGGAGGUCCUCUCAGUCCGUCCAAUGGACCGGGAAAUUAGUCAAAAUCUCAUUCAGUAUUCAUAUUCAGCACCAAAGGCACCGUACCGUGUCGAGAAGAGCAUUCCACAGGUCACAUCCACCCCACUGUACAAUCACCAUCGAAAUGUGAUCCACUACGAGUGGAGGAUGGGUGACUGGAACCGAUGCAAUCAGCUGUGCAUUGGCCAGCAAUCUAGGUCAGCAGUCUGCAUUCAAAUGGACACCAAUACAAUCGUUUCUGCAAAUUACUGCCAUGCUCAGCAAAAACCACAGGAUGAGUAUGAAGUGUGCAACACCGAUUGUCGCCUAGAUUGGGAACUCACAAAGUCAGAUUGCUCAAAAUCAUGCGGGGAUGGUGUUCGAACACUCAAAUAUAUCUGCAUCCAAGUCUACGUGCAAUCAUCGCAAAAGCAUAUCGUGGAAGAGUCUCAUUGUCAGCACAUGCCGAAGCCAUCGACAAUCACGUACGAAACUUGCCAAGGAGAUUGUAAAGAUGCCACGUGGACGUACGGUGGAUGGGAACCGUGCACGGAAACAUGUGGAGGCGGAUUGCAAAACCGAUCAGCGACAUGCUUAUCACACAUUGGUGGGUUUCCCAUUGAUGAUAGCUACUGUAGAAAUUUGGCCAAGGAAGAUACGGUACGGAAAUGCAAUAUAGAAUCAUGUCCGGAGUGGGCUUACGGGGAGGAGACACCGUGUUCUGUUACCUGUGGUGAAGGCACAAGAACCGCAGUUAUUUACUGCAAGCAAAAUAAUGCGAUCGUCAAUAGUGUUCUAUGUCGAACUCCUCGUCCAGUUGCUGUGUAUACGAAUUGUACAAUGCCUCCGUGUGCUGUGAAGGUUUUGGACACAUCUACGGUUAGCUAUUUCAACUACGAUCCCCCUUUCUAUGGCCAUCGAAGGGAGAUGUAUGAGGUCCAAAAUGCAAGGCCAUCUUCUACGCCAAGAAGUCUCUCCAGGGGAUUAGUCCCGACAACGACAACAACAACCACCUUGGCUCCAAUUAUAAAGCUUUAUCAGUGGCGUGCUAGUCUCUGGGGUCAGUGUUCUGUUUCCUGUGGCAGCGGUGGGAUUCGCGUGCGAAAUGUGAGGUGUUCCCUCAAGUCAGAGUCUGGUUACGAGUAUGUGGCUGAUACAUUCUGCGAUCCAGCACGAAAGCCAGUUACUCAAUCUAGGUGUUCAGACAUUCGAUGCCCUGAGUGGAACUUUGGGAUUUGGAGUGAUUGCGGGGAUGAUUGUACACGGCGAAGGCAUGUUAUUUGCCAGGAUCAUCGAGGGCAGGUUGAUGAUAAAUUCUGUCCUGCCAGUCUGAGGCCAGCACACAAGGAGAAUUGCUGUCACUACCGAUGGAGGAGCGUCUGGUCGACGUGUUCUGCAACUUGUGGUCAUGGCAUUCAGACGAGACAGAGGGUUUGCAUGCGAUUGAUGCCACGAUCGAAAUCCAAUCCUCGACCUAUAAAGACUGGUAAACGCGUUGAUCAUCGCUACUGUACACCAUCCGGUGCAGUUGUGACGUUCAAGAGACCAACCAAGCCGUGCAAGAAACUCUGCGACUUCCGAUGGGAAACAUCCCCGUGGUCAAAGUGCACUGCUGGCUGUGGAACAGGGAUCACCAUGAGGAAUGUAACUUGCACAAAUGGCAGGAUAGUUUCUCCAAGUGAAUGCAGUGGAAUCACACCAAAGCCAGUGAGUGUGAAAUACUGCGAAGGAAGGAGUCAUUGCUCAUGGAAGCUCACGAAAGCAAAGAAUUGUACGUGCGGUGGGUACAUGAAGAGAAGGUCCAUCUGUAUGGACACACUGAGAAAUAUGCGAUCAAAUAGCUGCCCCCAUAGCGAUCGCCCACCGAUAAAACAUCGCUGCCAACCACCACCAAAUUGUUCCUGUCGCAGUAUUCAGCAUCACACGGGCACGCGGAGUGAUGGGGAGUACAUGGUGAAUGUGCGAGGGCGUGAAGUGAGUAUUUACUGCCAUCGGAUGAAUACAACAACACCACGGGAGUAUCUCACGCUCAAGAUGGGUUCCACGGAGAACUACUCCAUGUAUUAUGAGAAACGCUCGAAGGAUAGAUCACAGUGCCCCGAUAGCAUACACCACAUGUUCACGGAUGAGACAAUCCCAUCGGGGGUUACGCGAUACAGCAAGGUACGCCUGAAUCUGCACACUCUUCAGGUGAUCAACGACGAUUUCGCCUUCACCCACACAUCUGGACACACGCAGCCCUUCGCAUCGGCCGGGGACUGCUUCAGCAUCACAGGGCGCUGUCCGAAGGGGGUGUUCUCCGUGAAUCUCGAGGGUACGGGAUUUAGAAUACGACCGACUACACAGUGGGAGACCAAAGGACAAAAUUCCGCCAUAAUUUUCCAUCAAAAUCUCGAGCCACCGUACUUCAAAGUCAUCGCCAGGUGUGGUGGCUACUGUGGCAAUUGCUUCUCAUCCAAGAAUCAAACACUGUCCCUAGAUGUUCUGUAGAAUCUUGUCUCCAGCUCAUCCUGACUUUUUAUCAUUGUAAGAAGCUUCUUCCAUAGUCUUCACACGGAAGGAGUGCUUUUAUCAUUGAUCUAUUGGCUGCUCCAUUUUCCGGAGUGGUAGAUUCAAUGAUGGGUGAAACCUACUCACACAGUAAUUUUGCCAUAACCCGGAUACUGGCUAGAAAAGCACACGACUACCGGAUGAUGGGUCAUGCGACGGGGGAGUGUGCAAAGGGAAAACACAUCGUCCAAUCAACAGUUUUCUUCUACUCAAUCGCAUCCCUGUGAAAUGUGCAUUUCCGGUGUGAAACUUUCCUACGUCAGUCUGUGGGUACGCUUUGAUGUAAAUUCGGUAAUUUCUUAUUAUAGAUGAGGAAUAUACAUAAUUAAUAAGAUAUAAGCUUUAUUAUAAAAAAAAAAUGCGUUAUUUAUACAUUUUGUGAUAUGUCUUUUUUUCACAUGAGAGACGAAAUUUUAUAAUUAACUGUAUUAGUGAGAAAACAUUAAAAAAAAAACAAGAAAUUGGAAGCAGAAAAAAUGGGGAAAAUUUUUAUGAAAAUUGGAAAAAAGUACAAAACAAUUAAUUUAAGAAUGAAAAAAAGAUUUUUUCAGUUAUUCAUGGAGGUGUAAAAAACAAUUUAAAUACUUCCGCCAUAUUUUUUAGAAAAAUUUUGUGGAGAAAAAUAAUAUAAGAAAUUGUUCCGGCUUAUUGUUUGAAAGGAUCUGAAAUCAAAAUUUUAUUUAUUGGAUUUUUUUCUACAUUAUUCUACACCUAAUGAGCACUUGAAUAAAAAAAUAAAUUUUUCAAAAAGUUGAUUACAAAUUUUUAAAAAACAAAACCUGAAGAAUUAUUUUCGUAUUGCUCUUGGGACACCCUAUGUAACUCGAAUUAAAAUACUCAACUUCCACGAAAAAAUAUUAAGCUGCCGUGUUAAGAGAUAUUUUUAAAGAAAAUCUAAAAUAUACUUUGAGAGACCAAUAUACUAAAUGAAACUCAUAAAACGUAAAAGAUUCUUCCCAUUUUCCUUAUUGUCUUUUUUACCCUUUUUACACAUUAAAAAUAUUUGAAAAAAUAUCUUCAAAUGUGUAACGUAAAAAAUGUAAUAAUUUUUAUAUAAAUGAUUACGUUCAAUAACUGCCGUAUUUUAUUAAGUCCAGAAUUAAUAUGAAUUUUUUCUAGUAGAAUAAAUUGUAUUCUUUAAACGAAGCGGAAGGAGAUUUUUAGAAAAGAAGUUAAAAUUACAAAAAAAAAUGUUUAAAAAAAAGUUCGCCCACAGUUAAGUCUUUCUUAUGUUUCAGCAGCUAAUUUAUUGAUCUAAAAAAAUGCAUUUAUGUUUUUUUUAUUAGAGAAAAAUUACCCCAAAGGAAAUUACGCGAACAUACCCUUGAGAUCUCCUUUUUUAUGAUUUUACUAUAUUGAAGAAGAAACAUCCCCAUUAUGUUUUUCAAUACAACCAGUGCCUGAUUUUUCUGUGGGAACACAUCGCAAUUUCUCGUAUAGUGGGCGCACAAUAAAGCCGAAUAAUUUUCAGUCAACACAGAAAAAGGAAAUUGUGAAAAAAGUAGCGAUAAUAGUGCUUUUUGUAAAAUUGUAAUAAUUAACGUAUUUAUCCAUUAGAUUUAUUUUAUUAUAAAUUAAUUAAGAAAAUAUAUUUUUAGCUUUUAGUGAAGCUUUAAGUCAGUAGAACAAUUUUGCACAAGCAUUCAUCAAUUCAAUUUUCUUUCAUUUCAAAAGUUAUGUGCAAUUUUAUGCUGAGAAUGAAGUGAGUUUUAAUCAUUUCUAAUUCAACAUAAUUUAAUUGGUUCGCAAUUUACAGCACUGGAAUCUCAUAAAGAUUUAUAGAGAGUAUAUAAAAUGUAAAAUUUGCUCUGUACUCCGUAUACAUCUCUCAUCCAUGACAUUAAAUUAAAUAAUAUCGAUACAUUGUGCUUGUUGAUGGAUGUUUGAGGUGAAAUUUUGAUAGAAAAAAUUGGGGAGAAGUUUGGGGACUUUUCUGUAUUUUUUUGAAUGUGAAAAAUACAUAAAUUCAGAAAGGAACGAAGGGAAACUUCUCUCAAUCGUAUAUGUAGUGUAGAUGAAUGUAAUAUUAAUAGUAUUUGAGUAAAAAAUCAAUAAAAAAUAUUUAAAAUGAA